AUGGCUCUCAUGCAGUUUACUACUUUUCCUGUUACCUCAUUGCUCCGUUUCAUAGUAAUAUUUGGUUUAUGGUGCAGAACAAAGGGUGCUGUGAAGCUGCCACCAAACGUGUCAGUUCCAGCAGUAUUAGCCUUUGGAGAUUCCAUCGUGGACUCAGGCAACAACAACAACAUAAAAACACUGGUCAAGUGUGACUUUCCACCUUAUGGGAAAGACUUUCAGGGAGGAAAACCAACGGGUCGAUUUUGCAAUGGAAAAAUUCCUUCAGACAUUAUUG
This is a messenger RNA of Sphenostylis stenocarpa, 277 nucleotides long. Lineage: Eukaryota; Viridiplantae; Streptophyta; Magnoliopsida; Fabales; Fabaceae. The record is from the annotation of a GenBank genome assembly.